Molecule: messenger RNA, 3538 nt
Organism: Nilaparvata lugens (brown planthopper)
Lineage: Eukaryota; Metazoa; Arthropoda; Insecta; Hemiptera; Delphacidae
Gene: mthl1
Product: probable G-protein coupled receptor Mth-like 1
Biological process (GO): cell surface receptor signaling pathway; G protein-coupled receptor signaling pathway
Cellular component (GO): membrane
Molecular function (GO): G protein-coupled receptor activity
Source: RefSeq, a predicted model, not a curated record
UCCUUCAAGCGUCCACCAAAUAGACGGUUCCUCGAUGGACGAAGACUGACCAAAACAAAACAGAAACCAGUUGACGCCGGCAUGUUUCCGAAGAAUGUGAUGUGGGCUGUUAUGCGCCCAUACACGAAAAGACGCCGAUUUUUGGAUUCGCGGUUUCAAAUUCUAAUAUUUCUAGUGACUAUUUACGUGUUAGGACUAGCCGUUAGCAGUCCUAGUAAUGCAGUUGAGAACAGUAUUAUUUCUUCGGACGGAUUGUUUCCCUCAAAAGUGGAAGUGUUUAGAUGUUGUAAAAGUGAUGAAGUUCUGUCCGAAGACCGGCAGUGCUUGAAAGGUUCUGUUCCCAAUUGGGUGCCCAAUGUUUUCUCGCCCUAUUCUCAUGGUUUUAUCCAAGACCAUGCUCAAAUCGGUCACAUGUUUACGUUUUUGGAGGCUACCAGACCGUCCUGUGCUAGUGAACUAUUUCAUGUGCCCUUCCAAUCACAUGGACCAAUCAACAAUGUUGUCUUUGAUAACGGAUCCUUAUGGGUGCAGGACUUCGACAAGCACCUGUUCCGUCCGGGGGAUUACUGCGUGGAUCCGGGUGGCUGCCUAGUGUGCCGGGGUCCGCUACCGGAGCCGUCCGGGGCACGCAAGUGCUGCGGCCCGGAAGCGGCCUACCGGGCGUCGGAACAACGCUGCGUCCAGUCGGAUCGUGUGUGGUCGCUGGGCGACAGUCGGAUCGGAUUCCCCGUCUGUCCGGAACCCGGUUACGCGGUCGCGGGACGCUUAGGGAUCUCACACAUCCUAGAUAACUCCUCGGGGUCAGUGUUGGGACCUGACGGGGUACCGUUGGAACGGUUCUGUCUGGAGUUCCUAGACGAGAAACCCGAGGACGGUACCGUAGUCUUGACGUGUCCGACGUCCGGACGACAUCCCGCCCGCUGGAACCGGCACGACGGCGACCUGAGGUUCACGCUCUACCCCGUCGGACUGUUUCUGUCAGUGUUUUUUCUGACGGUCACCCUCAUCGCCUCCUGUCUACUACCGAGCACCUAUCAUCUGCUGCACUGGCGGUGUCAGACCAACCAUGUCGCAUGUCUGCUAGUUGGCGAUCUGCUGUUGGCUGUCGUUCAGAUGUCCGGCAGCGCCUUGGAUGGACCCGCUUGUGCUUCUAUUGGCAUCGCCAUGCACUUCAUAUUCCUGGCUGCGUUUUUCUGGUUGAACACAAUGUGCUUCAAUAUCUGGUGGACUUUCAGGGACUUGCGCCCCACAAGCCUGGACAAAGGUCAAGAGGUGUGUCGCCUGCGCCUGUAUGAACUGUACGCCUGGGGCGGCCCAUUGCUGAUAGCCGGCACUGCCGCCUGCUUUGACAGCCUGCCGGACGACGCCUAUCCCUCCGACGGCAUCUUCAGACCCAAGUUUGGUUCUAACAGUUGUUGGUUCGCAGGUGACGCAGAAAUCUUCUCGUACUUCUAUGGACCUCUGGGUGUUCUCCUGUUGAUCAACCUGACGCUGUUUGGUGCUACGGCAAGAGAACUCACUUGUGGCCUCUGGAAGACAGAAGUCGUCAAGUCCAACACUGAACGAGCGACGCUGGGUAGAGUGUGUCUGAAGCUGGUAGUUGUGAUGGGAGUUACAUGGGUGGCGGACAUCAUAUCCUGGUUCGUGGGGGGCCCCACCUAUGUCUGGUACCUCACUGACUUGAUAAACGCCCUCCAAGGUGUUCUCAUUUUUGCCGUCGUCGGAUGCCAGCCUCAGGUAUGGGCAGCUGUAAAAAGACUGUGGUGUCUGAGAGAGAUGCCCUCUGAAGGUGGAGGCAUCAGGUCCUCUUCGUCACACGCUAUGCCCUCAGUUGGGGACCAGAACACCACCACCACAUCCACGGUGAAACCCGUCGAAACGCUCUGCUGACACCAGCUCUGACAAAAACCGGCGUGAAAUACAACCGCAUUAUAUACGCUUUGAGUGGCAGCUAGAGCCUAACCAAGUAUUACUAUAUUAUCCCUUAAUGGUAUAUCCAUUAUUUCACUAAAUGCGUUUUAGUGAUCAGACUGAAUCUUCUUAACUUGUCAAAAUACUUGCCAGAUAUUUUGAAAUCUCGGAAACUGUAUCCAGAUUUAAUGAGAGAAUAUAAAUAAAUGUUAAUAGGGAUAUUCUUGAAUUGUAUGAAAACUCUUGCAGGAUAUCUUGGAAUUUCAAAUAGAGUAUUGGGAGUGUAUCAAUAAUUAUAAUUUGUAAUAGCUUAUUGCUGGCAUAAUUGUCUAUCAUUCAAUUGAAUCUGUUGAUGCCUGAUCUUCUUCAUUCAUGAGGUAGAAAUCAUAAUGGAAAAAGUAUUAUUUUUACUCUGGUUAGAUAAUAGGCAUUUCAAUAUCAUAUUUAUAAUAUUGUUGUUAAAUUCUACCAAGUAUUCACAAGACUAGAUGAUAAGAGUUACGUUUAUUACUCAUUCACUGUAAAAAUGUAUUGGAACAACAUUGAUUCAUUGAAUCUUUUUAAUAACCUAGUUGAACUGCGUCUUUUAAAGCAGUAAAUUGUUAUUUCUUGUUUUGAAAAUCACUUACAAGUGACACAUCUCGGCAACUUGUUGUAUCUUCAAGUUGGAAUUUUAAAGUGAUAAAACUUCGAAAGUAAUUGAUUGAAAAGUUCUGCCUGAGGCAUUUGAAUGAUAAUAUAUCAUUACCACUGACAUUACCAAAUUUUUACACAUUUUCUUUUUUGAUGAUGAAAUUAAUUUACUGGCAGAAUCAGGCACAGUAGUUAUAGACGAUCACAUUGUUUGAGAUCAACAUUGACCAUCAAAUUUGUUUGCAAAAACUUCAUUAAGGAAUUUAUUGACUGCACUAUCACUCAUUCAAGAUGACUUGAAUUCUCUGUAAAACGUUUCAUUAGAAUAUCAAUAUUGUGAUUAUGAUAGAAAAGGAGAUAUGAAAAUGUCGUUUGUGAGUGCUGUAAGCUAGAUCAAUAUAACAGUAUUAAAAAUCAGAGAAGUUAAUCAAUUUAGACGAAUUUUCAUUGCGUUCUAAAUUAUUUGAUAAUAAGUGUUAUGUUUAUAAUAACUUAAAACAUUAUUGUUUGCGUUGUAUAAUUUGAAAAUCUAAACUGAUCCAUCUAAAGGUGCGUACAGAUAUACGCGCCGCGAACAUGAGCAAUAUUCACUUUUAAUCAGUUGAUUAUAUAUUCUGUAUUUUUACAGAAACGGUAAGAUACAGAUAUAAAAAGCUUGGCAUCAGCUGAUUAAAAGUGAAUUGCGCGUAAAUCUGUACGCACCUUAAUAAAUAAUAUUAAUAUCUAAAUGCUUAUAAUAUAUUCUUAACAUUCAUUGGUAUUUAAUUAGCUUUUGUAUUAUAAAUGCAGCUUUGCAUUUUUGAGAGUCAUGAUAGCUUAGUACACAUCUAAUUAAUGUGUAUCGUUUCUAAAAUCCUAUAAUACCAUAUUGUUGUUCCUAUGUUAAUUUUAUGUACUGUAAUCCAUAUGAUAAUGUAGGUACUAACAUUGGCUUCUGAAAGUAUUAGCUGGUGUGUUGCCCCAACAACUGUAUUAACUCAUAGUAAACAUUAUU